CUCACCUUUGAACUUUCUGCGAUGGCAUGUUGAAUUUAGUUUCGGUAUUCGGCAAUAUCGUCUUCGUCAUUCAUGAUGGUGUGUGUUCUAGUGUGUAUGAUAAAUGGUUAGACCGAACGUCCUUCUCUUUAAGGGAGGUAGAAAGGAAGAUAAUAAAUUAAUAUUUUAUAUUUUUUAAGAAAAAAAAAGACUUGAUUAUUAAUAACACCAAUGCCUUUUUCAAUAUCACAUUACGAGAGUAGUACUUAAAUUGUUAGAAUGAACUGCCAUCAAGUUUUAACUGGGGCAGCAAAUGCUGGAGAUCACUGCUACUCAGUUGGUAGUGUUGAAGGUGUGCCCUUUACCGCAUAUGCAUCAGGAUGCAAUAUUGUGAUUCUUGCUAGUAAUUUUCAGAGGGUACAAAUCAUACCUGGUUUGAUUCAUGGAAAUAUUCAAGUUGGGUGUUUAGAUUCUUCAACUGAUGUUGGAAAAAUUGCAGCUGCUUAUGGAAAUGAAGUUUGCAUUUAUGAGCCUACCCCUCUUUUAAAUCAAUCAUCUAGUCACCGUUUAGAUUAUCAGUGGGUUCAAACAGCUGCUAUUAAAACUGAAUAUCAGGUUCAAGUACUGUCAUGGAAUUUAUCAGGAACACGUUUGUUACUUGGGGGUGCAAGUAUACAGCUGUGGCAGUUGUCACUUGCAGGAGAGGAUGAUGUCAUUGAAGAAGAACCUACAAAUAUUCAAGUGAAAUGCACUACUGAAGAUGGUUCUGUUCAAGAUAUUGAUGAACAAUGUAAAUGGAACUGUAUUUGGACAUGCAAGACAGCUCAACCUGUAGCUUUUCUCAAGUUUUCUCCUGAUGGAACUUUAUUUGCAACUGCUGGAAAAUCUGACAGAUUGGUAAAAAUCUGGUUUAGCAGUAAGAUAGUAAGUUUUUCAUCCCAGCGACAUACUGGUCAUCAUGGAGAUGUAAAUUAUACCUUCAUUUACAUAGCUCAUCCUAGAGCUAUAACUGGUCUUUCAUGGAGGAAAACAAGUAAAUUUAUGCCAAAGGACUCUGUUGCUAACAUGCUUGUAACAUCUUGUCGGGAUAACAUAUGCCGGAUAUGGGUGCAGACUUUAAUGCCUGAAGAUGGGUUAGUCGAUUUGCAGCAAAUUGAAAGUGUUGCAUGUCAAAAUCUCAGAGUGCAAACACAGAGGCAUAGAAGAAAAAUCAUGCAAAGAUUAAAACACAUGAAGUCUUUCAAUCAGUUUAAAAAACACCAAGCUAGCCAAUUUACUGAAGAUCCACAUGAACCUAUAGCUGUUCUUCCUAGUACAUACAGUGUUCAUGAUUUUCAUAGUUUUGGAAUACAAGGCUCAGGUGUAACACCUAGUUUGCAUUUUCAUUUAGCCGGAAGCAUAAAUGCAGAAACAGACAUUCCAUUAGUGCCUCGAUUAAGUGGUGGACGAACUAAGGAGCCAAACUUUGUUGUCCAUUGGUUAAAUAAUAAGGAAAUGGCAUUCACUCAUGCUGCUGAGCAUCUACUGCAAGAUGUUAGUGAUAAAGUUUUACAAUUGCAACGAAAAAAUGAUCUGUCUCAUGCAGAACAAGAGAAUGAUAAAGUUGAAAAUGGAUUCAAGCCAGUCUCCUUGGAUCGAAAAGUCAGCCAUCCCAAGUCAGAAUCGACAGAAAACAUUAAUGAGCCGUUGGGUAGUAAAGUUAGCUCCCCAUCUGCAUCGUCUUCUACUUCAAUUGCAACAGAUACAUCUAUUUCUCAAGCUCAGAGUUAUUCUGGAGACUUUAUAGAUAGAAAAAUCGAAAAGUUACUUAGAGACUGGCAUAGGUCUCCAGAUUUACUAUUCAGUGUUUACCCUGUAGAUGGCAGUUUUUUGGUGUGGUUAGUGGACUGGCUAGAUGAGUACAAUCCAGGAUCCUUUCGACAAGCUCAAGUUAGCUUUGCCUCACGCAUUCCAAAUGCCAUUCCUCUCAGUGAUGCAGCUACUAUGUCUCAUCAUAUGUAUAUGUAUUCUCCUCACGCAGGGUUAGAUCUUCGACUAGCAAUAAGCGCAGCUGUCUCUGAACAAAUGAUUAAAGAAAAGGUGGAGCAGAAGGAAGAGGCAGCAAAGCAAAACGCUGUGCAACAGCAGCCAUCCGUGGAUUAUGUACAGUGGAAACGAAAUGUAAAUAAGCAUCUCUCACAAUACUGUGCAUUAAGAUCCACUACUCCUACAGUAUGCAUGUUAACUAAACACAGUAAUGGAAGCUUAAAUUUGUGGCAUGUUUCUUUUGCUGAUACAUCUCAGUAUACUCAGGUAUUAAGCAUUGGACACUUUAGGCGUGUCUGUGGUCACAGAUUUCGUAUUAAUGACAUCACAUGCCAUCCAGUUCUUCCUCUGUUGUUGACAACGUCCCACCAUAAUUUGCCUGACAAAAACCAGAAUGAUUCAGGUGCAGCUAGUCCUACUGUUCCUACUAGUCCUUGUCGCUGUAUAUCCCAGCCUAUGGGAUUUCAGUCAGGUUUUUGUAGUGAGCUUAUACUUUGGAAAGUGGAGCCAGUUGGUCCACUUUCUAAAUCAGGUGGUGUCACCGAAUUAGCUAGAAUAAAUUCACCAGAAACUGCAGCUUUUGCCAAUGUAGCUUGGAUACCCACACUGUUGCCUAGUACUACUCAAGGAAGUAUUUCUAACUCACCAAGUGCUUGUUUUGUGGCUUCAGAUGGCCAUCAACUAAGAAUAUACCAAGCUGUAAUUGAUGCUCGGAAUCUACUAGCAGAAAUUUCUAAUUCCUCCCGUCGAAACAAUACACAAGAUAUGAGCCAAAGUACUAGUACCUCAUCUGGAUUAGGUUAUAGGCACAGUACAUUACAAGAUGCUUUUAAAAUUGUGAGUGAACAGUCAACUUCAAGACCUGGUUGUGUUAUUGAGCUGGACUCAAUAUCUGAUGCGACUCAUGAUUGGCAAAACACUCAGCUGUUACAUGUGUUUCAAGAGCAGUUACUUUCCAGCUGUCCCAUGAGACGAAAUCGUAUGGCUGCGAGUAGUAUAAGCUUUGUUCAACCAGAUUUGCAAGCCAUUGUAGAUCUUAGACAUAAUUCUAAUUUUGAGGAGCCUUUCUAUCUAGUCAUUUUAGAGAAACAAGACAACAGAUCUGUAAUACAUAUGUGGAAAAUUGUAAUUGCUUCUCCAUUUGCUGCUGAAGAUCAAGAUCCCAAUAACUUUGUUUACAUGGCUGAUAGUAAUUUAGUUCAAGAAAGUGAUCACUCUAAUCAAUCAUCUAGAAGCCAAACACCUGAGCCAGCACAUGAUGGCUCUCAAGCAUUUUCUCAGGCAUCUCCACUUCGAAUAACUACAGUAAAAGUUUGCACUCAAGUAAUGCCUUUGCCAGACGAUGUUGAGAUUGUCCAUGCUAGUCCUGCUGCUGGCCAUUUAAGCUCAUCAAAUAUUUAUCCGGCUUGUUUUGCUCCAUAUCUCAUAUGCACUGCUUGUUCUGAUUAUAAUGUUCGGUUUUGGAAGUGUGAAAUCACUGAUGUGGAAGGUAGUGAUACGCCAGAUUAUUCGUGGGUUGAAUGGGAAAUGAUGCUUAAUAAAUCUUCUAGUUCUGUUAGAGUCCCAGGUCAUCCUUUAUAUGUGAGCUGUGCUUAUAGUGGUCGAAUGGCCUGUGCAUUCAAGCAUGGAAAGUCCUUCUCUAGACACAAUUCUCCAAAUCCUGAAAAAAGAUAUGUAAAUAUUGGCGUAUCGAUUUUUGAAUGUGAAUCAACUGGAGGAUCUGAAUGGGUAUUAGAGGACACCAUCAAUUUAAGAAACAUUAGCUUACCUCUCCCAAAGCUGAAUUUAAAUUUAGACUCAUUAGUAGAAUCAUCUCAAAGAAAUAAAAGAACUGCAGACACUCUUUUACAAAAACUCUCGACAGAAGAAACUGCGAAUGAGCGUUUGCCUUUACAGAGACUCUUAUCUGUACCUAGCUAUGCAACACUGCAGACUUUGAGACAAGCUAUUGCUGAGAAAGGAAAUCAAGAUCUUCUUGCUCCUAAGUCAAUUGUUCAAAUGGACUGGGUAUCAGCAGAAGAUGGUUCUCAUAUACUUACUGUAGCUAUUGGAUCUAAAAUUCUACUAUUUGCUCCUGUAUCGAAUGAUAUUGCACAAGCUAAUGUGCAAGCAAUGAAAGCAUCUAAGUCUGCAAGUCGUCCACUGUUAAAGCAAGCCUCAUCAAUGGUUUUGCCUCUGUCUUGUAAUGAUGAAAUAAGGUGGAUGCGAAUUAGAAGCACACCAUUAAAAACAGCUGAUUCUUUACUUCCAAUACCAAUGCAACUAUCUUGGGUUCGUCAUGGUAUUUUAGUUGUAGGAAUGGAUAGUGAAAUGCACAUAUAUUCUCAAUGGCGAGUUCCAGCUGAAGCUGCUGGGCAAAAAACUGCUCCUGAGAAAGAUGAGCCUUUAGUUGAUGAUCGCAAACUUACUGAAGAGGAGCUUCUCGCCAGAGCACAAGAAUCAUCCCAAUUGAGGAUACCAACGGCAUCUGGUACCCUUUCUCGAUCAACUUCUAGCUCUGUUUUGAGUACAGCAGCUGAAACCAAAAGAAAGAAAUCUGAACAGGCCACUAAUAAACAACAAAGGGAAAGUGUUGGAAGUAUUGGACCUAUGCCAGACUUUGGACUAUUUGAAGCUAGCAGAUUGGCAUGUCCAGUUCUACCUCAAUAUCACCCAAAGCAGCUAAUGGAAUUAUUAGGUUUUGGAAAACUCCGGCGCGUUAAAGCCAUAUUGAGCCAUCUUGUUAGAUGUCUGUCUGGUUCAGAAAAUAUCAAGAAAUCUUAUAUACAGAUGCAAGAGUCUGUAGGAAAUGAAGAAGAUGGUGAAGAAGGUAGAUCGUGGUCUCGCACUCGAGCUAUGUCUCUCGCUGCUAGUACGUCUCCUCUGCCUCACAGUCCUAAUGAGCGCAGCUCAGUGUCAAUGUUCCCUGAAGAAGUGACUUUAGAUUAUGUUGAAAUUCAGUCUAUUCCACCUUUGCCGCUAUUUAUUCUUAUUGAUUCAGAUAAGGAAGCAGCUCAUUCACAAGUCGCUUCUACUGACAAUGAGGGUGAAAAUGAUCAAGAUUAUAGUGGCUUAUUUGACCUUUCUGCCACAGUAGAAGAAAAUCUGGACGAUUUGCUUCAUACCAGAUCGGUUUCAAGUGAUACUAAAAGAGAAAGACCUUCAUUUAGUGUUAAUGAUAAAAAAAUUAAUUUGACAAAUUUCAGUCCAAAUCAGGCUGCUUUGCUUACUAGAUUCUUGACGCAUUCACACCUACCGGGCCUUUCCAGCUUAGAUCAAAUGCACCUAUUAGCACUGGCAGAUACUGUUGCAUCAUUUAACACAGCCCUAACCGAUAGAUUUGGCGUUGAACCAGUUGUUGCUAAAGACUCACCUAAAACUAAUCUUGAAGGCCUUAAUGUUUGUGUUACUACUGAUUCUUUGGAUGAUUGUGGAUUGAGAUUCCUUUUAGCAAUGAGACAUUUUAUUUAUUUGCUUCGUUGUCUUCCUCUUGGCCAACGAGCUCAACUUCAAAAUCAAGGCUUGGGAAGCCAUAGUUUGGUAUGGGCAUUCCAUUCUGAAACUCAAGAAGAACUACUACAACUCAUUCCGUGUGUACAAAAAGGAAAUCUCAAAUGGAGUGAAUUAAGGGAACUCGGAAUUGGCUGGUGGGUAAGGAGUAAUGCUGUACUCAGGCGGCUAAUGGAGAAGGUAGCUAAGGCUGCAUUUCAAACUAAAAAUGACCCGAUGGAUGCAGCUCUUUAUUAUUUAGCUAUGAAAAAGAAAACUCUUCUUUGGGGCUUAUUUAGGUCCGUGCAAGAUAAUAAAAUGACAGCAUUUUUUCAAAAUAAUUUUACUCAAGACAAAUGGAAAAAAUCUGCUCAAAAGAAUGCUUAUGUCCUCAUGGGAAAACAACGAUUUAAACACGCUGCUGCCUUUUUCCUUCUUGGGGGAGACUUAAAAGUUGCUGUUGAGAUAAUAUUAAACAAUUUAAAUGAUCUUCAACUUGCUAUGGUGGUUAUUCGCUUAUAUGAGGGAGAAAUUGAUACAGUCACUCCAUCACUAAAGAAAUUACUAUUUACAGAGGUGUUAGGUUGUGAAUCUGAUGGUACAAACUAUAUUCCAUCCAAAGCAUACCCAGAUCCAUUUAUUAGAUGUAUGGCUCGUUGGAUUCUUCAGGACUAUUGUGGCUCCUUAACAACUUUAUUACAAACUGAUGUUGGGUAUUCUCAUCCAAAAGCUGCAGAAAUGGAGAAUUCUGGUGAUCGUAUGUCUGCUAAUCCAGGAGUCUUUAACUUUUACUUGUUCCUUCGUACUCAUCCUUUGGUUGUUCGCCGACAACGAGCUCAAAACUUGUUUGAAAUAAAGAAAAGCAAAGCAGCUGGAAAAUUAGGUUCUCAAAGUGAAAGCUUGGAUGUUGAAGAUCUACCAUUUGAAGACACUAUAACACCUUUGGAACGUAGGCUGUUUUUUACAACUGCUCAUGCUCACUUCCGAGCUGGUUGCCCUGCUUUAGCUCUUGAAGUUUUGUCUCGUCUGCCAAACCGAGUCUUAACAGAUGGGCCCAUGUCUCCUGAUGAUGCUGUAUUUGAUUUUGCAAAUGUACUUAAAAACAGUGAUGAUGUGAUUGCAACUGGUACAUUUGCUUCUGAUGCAACUCCUAAAGUGCAAGUCGGUAAGAGUAUGGAAAGCAAUAAGAAGGAAUCAUCAGCUGAUUUUGACUGGGGAGCUCCCGUAUCAACAUCCAAUCAAAAUAGCUCUUCAGACUUCGACUGGGGUACUCCAGCGUUCCAACCAAGAGAACCUGAGUUGGAACUGGAUCUUGAUUUGAAGAUCAGUGAUGAUGAAGAAUCUGAAGAUGGUAUUGAAAUUAAACCAUCUGAAAUACCCAGUGAAGAUAAUGAUGGAAGAACUGAGCACACUUGCAACUGGUUAUGAAGUUGAUGGAGGUCAGUUACGCUAUCAAUUGUACAUAUGGUUAGAAAAAAGUGUUUCAGCCCUUAAGGACCUUUGUUUGUAUGGGUGGUCUUCUGAAGAUUUCAGUCAAUCAGACAACUCAGAAUCUAUGACAGUUGAUCGAAGUCCUCGUAGUAGUACUACUCAAGGGGAUAGUGCAAUAGAUUUCCAUCAUCCAAGACCUUCUCUCCAUGAAAUACUUUUAGCUGACAAAAUGGACUUUGAAGCUAAACUGCAACGUGCUGGUAGACGUAAACAUUGGUUAAAAGCUAAUGAAGCAUUAAUUCGAACUUUGUUGAGUUAUUGCAGUUUACAUGGGGCACACGGGGGUGGGUUAGCAGCUGUUAGAAUGGAAUUAAUUCUUUUACUUCAUGAACUUCAGCAAGAACGUUCAAGGCAGCAACUUCUAUCACCUUUGCCUUUUCCAACUACAUUGCCUUUACUUGCAGCCAGCGUUGCAUGCCAAAAGACAGUUGUUGCUGACCCCAUCCGUCAUUUACAGUCUCUAGUCCAUGAUAUCCUAUUAACAAUUAUUGACAUGUCAGAGCCCCCAACUGUUUCUAGUUCCAACUAUUCACACAUUAUGGUUUUACGAGAUCUGAGCACAUCACUUUCAGCCUGUAUUUAUGAAUCUCUUUGUGAUAGUGAUACUUUUAUUGUUAAGCAAGGUGGUUCCAAAGGUCUUACUAUGGAAGAACUAAUUAGCUCUAGUGUUGUAUAUCAAAACAGUCAUCUAUUAGCUGGGCAUCUAGGACGAGAUAGACAUUGUAGUGGAGAAGAGGAUAUGAAAGUUACUACUCCGCCUCACAAAUGGCCAGGUGUUGCUUCACUACGGGCUCUCUUAGCACAAGAUAAAGAUGAAGAUUCACCGAAAUUACAUACCCUUUUGUGUGAAGCAUUUGUCAGUAUCUAUCUCAGUCAACUCAUUCAUGCUCUGUCCACAUGUGAUUGUCAUGUCUUGUACCGUUUAGCAGGCCUCAACUUCACUAAAGAUACAUGGGCUCUUUUGUUUGGUGGUGGAGCCAAAUUAUUACUUCAUGUAUCUACCAUUAAUUCAUUAGAAUCAUCAGAAAGCAGUACUACUGAAUCUGGCACCAGUUUACUGGAUUCCCUCUCUCGACAGAGAAUAAAGUUUCACAUGAAGCUCCUUGGUCAGUUGGGACAAACUACCACUCAACCCACCAUGAAGGAAGAUAAACCCACGUUUAGAGAACAAUUUGUUCCACCAAAAAUGGCAAUGGUUUCUUUGUUUAUGUCCAAAGCACAGUUACCUCAAGAAUGGCAAGAAUUAGAUUAUGAUUCAAAUGCUUCCUUACCAAGUGAUGAAGAUGAUGAGGUUGCUGAAGAGAAUGAUGUUGAUGAUGUAUUUGGUGGAACUACUGAUGACAAUCAGUUGACUAGUAAACGAAAGAAAAUUGGUUCAGAUUCUGGUGGGUUAGAUCAGCUUGAUCCAACAUCUUACACCUGGGGCAUUCUUCGUUAUGCUAUAGUGAAACUUGCUCUGAAGCACGUCAAAACAUACCUUAAUAUUGCUGGAUUUGAAAUGCAGGAACUACCUGUUGUAAGUCCACUGAUUCAAGCUGUAUUAAAAUGUAUGGAAUUUUGGCUUAAAGACUUAAAAGAGUUCAUGGAUUCUUUUGAGGGGCCUCCACCAAAUUACAUUCCUGGUUGUUUUGCUUCUAAUUCUCAAACUGGGCCUGCCUUGCUCAAAUACUCUACACUACUUGAAAUUCAAAAUACUCCAUUUAGGUCAAACCAUCGAGUAGUUUUACCUGUGAAACGGUUGUGGAACUUCUUAGUUAGACAAGAGCAUGUUCAAGAUAUAUUUAUCCGUUAUAUUUACCAAUGUAAACCUGUACCAAUACCAAAGGAUGAAGAUCAAGGAAUUGAUGGUGUGGAAAGUAACUCCAACAAUCAAAAUAUUGUUAGAGUUAUACACAAAGAUCAAGAUACUAUUAAUACUUUCUGCAUAAAUCGAGUAAAACCUGGUAUAAUAGCAUUAGCUACUACAAAAGAAAUUCAAGAAAUUGAUGUAUCGACACUUCUUCAACCAGUUCCAUGGUUGAGAGAAGAAGCUGAAUUUGAAGCUAUGAAUUUAUUAAGAACCCCUGAUAAUUUACCAGCCACAGAUUACCUAGUUAUUCAACACCCACAGGACUCUUUAACAAAUGCUUCUGCUGUAUCCACACCAACUGGGUCAACUCCUUCUGUUGGAGCACAUUCAUCCAAAAAUAUGAAAGGUCUCAACUUUCCUGGCUGUACUAACCCCCAAUUCUGCCAAUUAGUUUUACAAAGAAGCCGUUAUAUGUUAAAACCGCUAAAGAAACAUAAAAUUGAUGGUGUUCGGAAAUUAACAUCUCAUCCCUUGAUGCCUGUUUAUCUCUCAGGUUCUCAAGAUGGUUCAGUCAGCCUAUGGGAAUGGAAUCAUGCACAACCCAUUUCAUCACCCAGGCAAGCUGGAACGUUUGCUAAAGUCACCAGAAUUUUAUUCAAUCUUCAAGGCAAUAAAUUUGGAGUUACUGAUGGAGAUGGUAUUAUUAGUCUUUGGCAAGUGGGUCUUGGCCACGUUAGUAAUAGACCCUUUUUUUCUACACAGUGCCAUUCUAAACAAGCAAAUGAUUUUACGUUCCUAAGUUCAUCUAGUCUUAUAGCUACUGCAGGCCAGUCAGCAGACAAUAGAAAUGUCUGUUUAUGGGAUACUCUCCUCCCUCAAGGAAAAUCCUUGAUAUCAAGUUUUCAGUGUCACGAAAGUGGAUGCUCUUCAAUAUUAUAUGCUUCUCAAAAUCAUAUACUUAUAUCAGCUGGAAAAAAAGGCGAUAUAUGUAUAUUUGAUGUAAGGCAAAGGCAAUUAAGGCAUAAAUUCCAAGCCCAUGACUCUCCAAUAAAAUGUUUGGCCUUAGAUCCAAGUGAAGAAUUCUUUGCUACUGGUUCUGCUGAUGGUGACAUUAAAGUUUGGGGUUUGAGUGUUCAUGUUAAACUAUGUUCCUUUGCUGGUGAACAUACAAAAAGCUCUCUAUUCCGAAGCAUCAGCAAUGGGGUGUCCCAGCUAGAAAUAGACGAAAUGGGUCGACUUUUUUCAUGUGGUGCAGAUGGUUCACUGAAGUUCAGGACCCUUCCAGAUCAUGACAUAGUAAAUUCUAUGCUAUAAACUUAAAUUUAUUAAAUUUUGUGUGUAAAUGCAACGAAGUCCUUUCUCCUAGACAUGAGAAUUAUCUGUGAUUUAAUGGAUCUCUUUUUGACUGAAGUCAGAUGAUGUGUUUGAUAUAUGCAUAGAUGCUUUUUUCUCAGGUUUGUGCAGGAUUUACAUCGUUGUUAUUUGUUGAAAUUGGUGCUGCAAAAUUUUGAAAUCAAUUAUGUAACGUAAUCAUUGUCCUUGCUUCUUUUUAAAGUAAAAGAAAUUGAAAAACACCAAUUAAUCAAAAAGUGCAAUUGACUGAUUGUUUCAAUUUAUUUAUUAUUAUUUUUUUGCAUGGAAUUGUAAAAUUUUUUUUAAUGUUUUAUUGUUGUGUUAUUUGCAAGUACUGUGCCUAUGAUAAAAUGCUAUUCUCUGUUGCAUAAAAUAGCUAAGGUAAAAUAUGGCAGAAUAAAAAUACAUUGUUCUAAGUAUUGUAUUCAUACUCAUUCUGUUUCAGUUAAAAUAAUUUUAGCAUGCACUAGCAAAUAUGAUAAAAUAAAACAUAACAUUUUAUGAGACUUUUUGUCAUCUUUAAAAGCUUUGAGUGUUGCCACUAGGUUGAAAGUGGGUGUGAUAAAUGGAUAGUUUGCCUCAGGCAAAGUAGUUCUUAAUAUCUUGAAUGUAGGUAAACCUUUUUUUUUCUUUAGCAGAUAGAAGUUAAUCUUAUAUUUUAUUUUAAGUUAAUGCCAUUAGUUUACAUUCAUAGGUGCAGUUCUUAUAAAUAAGCACUUCCAUUAUUUUAAUAGUGAUUUAUCCAAUUGUGAUAUUUUAACAUACCAAAAAUAUUAUCAUUUUUCAUUGGAAAUUUUACUAAAUGUCUAUAAUUCAACAAGCUUUAUUUAAUAUCAAUUUUAAUUCGGAUUAAUCCAAACUAUUAAAAUUGGUAAAUCUAAUCAUGAAGACUGAAAUGAGCUGGCAUGAAAAAAUAAUCAUUAAAUCAAGUGCUGUUUCACUUUUACUGGUACAGUCCAUUUGACAGUAAGCUAUUUUAUUUAAUGUAUUUGUGUCUAUUUGAGCUUCAUAUAAAGUGUCAAAACAUUAUUUUUCUUCUUUCAUCUCAAGGUACAGCAGAAUAGGCAUUCCAUUUUGUUAAUUCUACUAAACUAUGUGUGUUUUUAUUGUAAUUUUAUCUAUUGUCGAAGUGUUUGAAUGUUACAUCUCUACGUGAUUGAUAAUUAAAACCUCUCAUCAGAAAUAAUGUAACAUUUGUAAAAAAAAAAAUUUAAAAAAAGAAUUGUUUUCUCACUUAUAGUACGUGUUUAAAACUAGUUGUGUCGGUACUUCUCCAAAGUCUACUGUUGUUUACAAUACUUGAGUUGUUCCUCUAAAAUCAUUGAAUAUUUGUAUGAAUAAAUUAUUUCAUUCCAGAUGGCUUAUCGUUAUGCGAGUAUAAAGAAAUGUUAAACAGUAUUUUAUCAUCUUUUUAGAGUUUGUUUAGUUUUUCAUUUGUAUAUUUAUUCAAGUUUCUCAAUGACAAAAGAUGUUACUUAAGUUUUGUAAAGAAAUUUGUAAAUUAUAAACGAGUUUAUAUUCUUUGUGUGAUAUUAUAAAGUAGUUGAUAUAUAUAUAUAUUUAUCUGUAUAGAGUUGUGUAAAAAUAAAAAUAAAAAACUGAAUUUAUGCAAUUUACAAGUAUGAACUGAAUCAAACUUUACUAAUUUAGAAUGUGAUCAAUAUUAUAAGUGACAAAUAAAAAAAAGCACAUUUA
This is a messenger RNA of Parasteatoda tepidariorum (common house spider), 11800 nucleotides long. NCBI's taxonomy places the organism in Eukaryota, Metazoa, Arthropoda, Arachnida, Araneae, Theridiidae. The record is from RefSeq and is a predicted model, not a curated record.